GCCACGUCACCCAGUGCUGGCUUUGGGAUUGCUGAGCAGACUUAGUCUGGGUCCUUCUUGGGGAUAAAACCCAACUUUGGGAGAUCAGCCUGGAGGGGGGAGAGCUGGCACUGCAGGCAGAGAAAACCCUCGGGGGCAAACUGGUUCUGGUGGAGAAAAAAAUCUACCUUGAGGUAAAUUUAAAGCAAGGGAGGAAGUUCACCCUGGAAGGGAAAGUCGUGCAGGGAGAACGGGUAUUUUUUAAUGGAGGGAGUCUGAAUUUUCCUCCGCCAGAAGAAAGGACUCCAUACACAGAUUAAAAAGAAAGUUCACUUGGAAGAGAGCAGCUACUUGAUCAAGGCUAGGGGAAAAACUCACUGCCGAGUUUUACUCAGUAGCAACCUUUUGGGGAAGCCCUGGAGGCUGCCCUACUCCCGUCCACCUGUGCCAACACCCUGCUUGCUUUGCCUCUGAGGAGCCCACGUAGCAAUGAACGUCUUCCGGAUCCUGGGAGAUGUCUCCCACUUGCUGGCUAUUAUCAUCCUGCUGCUUAAGAUCCAGAAGUCUAAGUCCUGCGCCGGUAUCUCUGGGAAAAGUCAGAUUCUUUUUGCCCUUGUCUUCACAACCCGCUAUCUGGACCUGUUCACAACCUUCAUAUCUCUCUAUAACACCGUGAUGAAGGUCAUUUUCUUGAUAUGUGCCUACAUCACUGUGUACAUGAUCUACGUGAAAUUCCGGAAAACAUUUGACAGUGAGAAUGACUCCUUUCGCCUUGAAUUCCUCUUGGUCCCUGUCACAGGCUUGUCGUUUCUGGAGAAUCACAGCUUUACACCUUUGGAGAUACUCUGGACCUUCUCCAUCUACCUGGAGUCAGUGGCUAUCCUUCCUCAGCUCUUUAUGAUCAGUAAGACGGGAGAAGCGGAGACCAUCACAACACACUACCUUUUCUUCCUGGGCCUCUACCGUGCUCUCUACAUUGCCAACUGGAUCUGGCGCUACCACACAGAGAAAUUCUAUGACCAGAUUGCAGUGGUUUCUGGGGUGGUACAAACCAUCUUCUACUGUGAUUUCUUCUAUCUCUACGUUACCAAAGUCCUAAAAGGAAAAAAGCUAAGUCUUCCAAUGCCUGUUUGAAGAUGUUUCCACAAAUACAAGAAACUCCUGAAGAUGAAGCUCUGAGAUCACAGCUUUCCUUUCCUGCCCCUUGUUGACCAAAUGAAUGGCUCAGCUGAGUUUCAGUUCCCUGCCCGGAAGACAAUGAGGCUUGGAAAGCUGGUAUGCUUUUGACCUGUAUGGCACUUUGCCUCAGUUUCCCAUCCCUUUUUUUCCUUACUUGAAUCUGGUGCUAGUAAAUAGUGCUGGCCAAUACUGCAGUAGCGCAAACUAUUAUCUCCCUCUCCCUCUGCAGCACCCACCUCCAAAACACGCCCCUACCUUGGCCCUGAGGCAUCACAAGGAGUAGAAGGGAAGUUGUCACUAUCCAUUUAGUCCUUCAGUCUUAAAAACUGCCUAUGGUAAAGAGAACAUGGUAUUAUCGAGUUUGCUAAUAUAUAAAGGCCACUAACGAUGUGGUAGACACUACAAACUAUUACCGUACCCGUCUAUGAACUAGUAUCCAGCUGCAACUUAACUCUGUCUUAUCCCCAUUCCAUUCAUGUCCCUUAACAUUCAGGAAAAAUACAUUCCCUUCAAAUGACAAGAAUCUUCCAAUUCUACAGAUUCUCAAAAAUCUCAUCACUUGUUUUCUUUCAGUGAUGGUUCCUUCCUAAUGUUCUACUGAUGUGGAACAUUUUUAUUAACAUUCAGUAUGUUGCCAAUAGACGUUUCCAACUUCUUCAACUUGAUUUUUUUUAUAAGAACUGGGAAAAAUGGGGUGAAGACUAUUUUACGCUCCAAAAAAUAAAGACAAAGUUCACAAUGUAUUGACAACAGUGUUUUUAUUUAUACCUACAAAAGAAAACAAGAUGGUAUCAAAAGGACAAUUUACAAACUAAGAAUAGUAACAUAGCUCUUAGUAUCCUGUGUCUGAACACCACAGAUCUAUCAAUCGCUCAAUUCAAGUCUUCAUUAAUACAACAGGAAUGUGUUCAGAGACCAGCAAAUGUGUGAAACAAAAUGCUGAUCCCACACAAAGCCACUAACCUUUCCAUUGUUCAGAGAAGUCCAAACAAUAAAUUGCUUCAGGAAGUGGGAGGGGAGGAGACACCCAACUCAUCUGACACUCCCACAAACUUUCACAGAUUGAAAACAAUGCAAACAAUACUAGACGCUAAUGCUUUAUCCACAAGGGCCCUUCAGCUGGUAUAUGGAACAGAGCAGCGAGCACCAGGUGGGACAGGGGCAGCACAUGCCAUGGUGCACUGAUGCAUUCCAUCCAGUUAACACUGAACUGGACAUGAGACCCUGGACUUCAGCUGACCUCAAGUUACAAUAAAGCACUGCAAGACUUGGCAUAUAGGCUUACAUGUGCGCAAGUCCCCCCUAAAAGAAGUGAAAGCUGUAGCAGACUAUAAGGCAGCUUUGGUGGUCCAGAGACCCCUUCUAAAACCAGUCAGCAAGAUGUCCCACUCCUACAUCCCUCAAACGCAUUUCUGCAUUAAACUUGCAAAUAAAAUAAAAUAAAAAGAUAGCUCCACACUUGCUUGUGAGGGAGGCCAAAGACACAUCAGUCGGUGCCUGGAUAAAAGAAGUGUUUCUGGCUUUCACUUAACACAAGCAAAUAAACUUCCUGCCCAAGCCCUUAGAAUUUGAAGAUGGGAUGAAGGAAGCAAGGUUCUGGAAGAUCUCUCCCUUUUUUCCGUCUGAUGCUGUCAAUAACCUACCUGUGUCUCAUACAAAUGCAUUCAUCCCCCAAAAUCAUACUCUGGCAAGAAAUUAAAAAUAAAAAACCCUCUGCAUAAGCAAGCUCUUUUCCUGGGCUAUAAGAAGUUCCACUCUGCUACAGAAGGAGUGGGCUGCCUCGUUCAACCAUAUGCAAGAAUA
Struthio camelus australis is the source of this 2961-nucleotide messenger RNA. RefSeq names its product KDEL endoplasmic reticulum protein retention receptor 3 (gene KDELR3). Gene Ontology annotation, molecular function: ER lumen protein retrieval receptor activity. The record is from RefSeq and is a predicted model, not a curated record. Gene Ontology annotation, biological process: protein retention in ER lumen; endoplasmic reticulum to Golgi vesicle-mediated transport. NCBI's taxonomy places the organism in Eukaryota, Metazoa, Chordata, Aves, Struthioniformes, Struthionidae. Gene Ontology annotation, cellular component: cis-Golgi network; membrane; endoplasmic reticulum.